ACCACGUGGUACAGCCGCUCAGCUGACUGCUGGAGGAGGAAGAGGAAAAAAGAAGAUGGACGGGAACAGAGACGAAGCUGAGAAAUGUAUUAGUAUAGCGACGAGAGCCUUCGAAGCCGGAGAAAAGGACAAAGCUCUAAAGUUCCUCAUCAAAGCAGAGAAGUUGUAUCCAACCCCCAGAGCCAAGGCUUUGCUGGAGGCUUUGAUGAGAAACGGGAGCUCGGCGGGUAACAGAGCACAUUGCAGGAGAGCAGCAGGACAUGCAGGAACAACUGGUGUCAACUCAGAAGGAGGGAACGGAGAAAGUGUUGCACAUGAAGCGACUAAAGGCUUCUCUCAGGACCAAGUGGAAGGUGUGCAAAGAAUAAAGCGGUGUAAAGACUACUAUGAAGUUCUUGGUGUCAACAAGGAAGCCAAUGAUGAUGAGCUGAAGAAAGCCUACAGGAAACUAGCUCUGAAGUUCCAUCCGGACAAGAACCACGCACCUGGAGCAACGGAAGCCUUUAAAAAGAUUGGGAAUGCUUACGCUGUGCUGAGCAGCCCAGACAAGAGACAGCAGUAUGACCUGACAGGAGGAGAGGAACCCAGCAGCCAGAGUCACUCACAGAGAGGAGGCUUUGACUUCCACAGGGGCUUCGAGGCUGACAUCACACCUGAGGACCUCUUCAACAUGUUCUUCGGGGGCAGUUUCCCCUCCUCAAGCACACACUCAUUCACCAACGGCAGGACGAGCUACAGCCAUCAGACGGAUUACCGCCAGGAGCGGACAGAAGAGAGAGGAGAUGGUGGUUUUUCGAUGUUUAUCCAGCUGAUGCCAAUAGUGGUCUUGAUUGUAGUUUCAAUACUGAGCCAGAUGAUGGUGUCCCCUCCACCCUACAGCCUCUAUUCUAGACCGUCCACGGGUCAGACUGUAAAGAGGCAAACGCAGAACCUGCGCGUUGACUACUACGUCACCCAAGACUUCAAGUCUGAGUUUAAAUACUCGGCCGUACAACAAAUUGAGAAAAAUGUAGAAGAAGACUAUGUGACAAAUGUUAGAAAUAACUGUUGGAAGGAGAGGCAGACGAAAACAGACCUGCUUUAUGCUGCUAAGGUGUACAGGGACGACCGGAUGCGCAGGAAGGCUGAACUCAUGACCAUGGAUAACUGCAAGGAGUUGGACAGACUAAAUAACCUCUUCAGAGGCGGAUGAAUUGGAAUCGUUUUAAAAAUUGUACAUAUACAAAUAAAUGGCUUUUUUUUUUUUAAUAAGAAAAAGGCUUUACACUUGAAGGAAAUCUUAUGUGAAGAGAUUAGCCUCAUUUAGGUUUGAAAAUGCCCUCACAUCCAUUCCUGUGAAUUACUGCUCUAUCACUUCAGCCUGAUCCCGGGAAUCAUCUUGUUAUAUGGUGAAGAGCCAGUCUACACACUGUAAAAACCUUCCAGACUUUUGUUUUUUUAAUUUUAAUUAUGCUUUCCUUGUUUUUCUGGGAACAAGGAUACUUGAUUGUAAAGACGUUUUGUUUCUGUCGUGAGACCUGAAGAGGCAUUCUGCACUACUGAAACCACUCGUGAAGAUCAACAAACAGAAACGCUUUAUACCAUUUCUGCUUGUUAUCAAUAUAGAAUCAGAUUCCAUCGAGUCAAAUCUAUCUCAUGAAGGAGCAAACGAAGAAAACAAAAAGAUGAGUGUUUUAUCUUUCCACUCAUUUUCUAUGUGACAAUUAACAGAGCAUCGCUGCUACUGGAAAACAUUUUAAUUUCUUCUAUGAAAUGUGAAGCUGACUGGCGCUAAACAGUGAAAUUGUUCAUAAAUUGUACAUUUUCAUUUUUGAAUGUUUAAUGCACUUAUUUAAAUAUAAAAGAGGUUUUUUUUUUUUCUUCAGUGCUCGCCUAACCAUUUAAAGUAUAAUUUGUUCCAUACACUGGAAUAAAGUUCUCUGAGGUUGUCAUUAA
Messenger RNA from Nothobranchius furzeri (turquoise killifish), 1935 nucleotides. RefSeq names its product DnaJ heat shock protein family (Hsp40) member B14 (gene dnajb14). Lineage: Eukaryota; Metazoa; Chordata; Actinopteri; Cyprinodontiformes; Nothobranchiidae. Gene Ontology annotation, biological process: cellular response to misfolded protein. Gene Ontology annotation, cellular component: endoplasmic reticulum membrane. The record is from RefSeq and is a predicted model, not a curated record. Gene Ontology annotation, molecular function: Hsp70 protein binding.